Cucurbita maxima (winter squash) is the source of this 1656-nucleotide messenger RNA. RefSeq lists its product as uncharacterized. Lineage: Eukaryota; Viridiplantae; Streptophyta; Magnoliopsida; Cucurbitales; Cucurbitaceae. The transcript has 7 exons. The record is from RefSeq and is a predicted model, not a curated record. Bases 83 to 1339 code for a protein of 418 amino acids.
CUUCUUCUUCUGGGUUUAUCUCCAUUUUCUGUGCGGUGGACGAAAUCGCUGUGGAUCUGUGAUUUUGAGAGGGUUUUUGAAGAUGGGUUCUGCUCGAUUUAGCAGACGCAGGACCAUGGAAGCUCUCGUCGCCAUUUUUUGCGUUUUGGGGAUGAUUUCUCUGUGCUGUUCGGCGAGGAUAGAAUCGGCCUCCCGCCAGAAGCUUGAAGUGCAAAAGCAUCUCCGGCGCUUGAACAAGCCUGCUGUUAAAACCAUCGAGAGCCCAGAUGGUGACCUAAUAGACUGUGUUCACAUGUCUAAUCAGCCAGCAUUUGACCAUCCUUUCCUUAAAGACCACAAAAUCCAGACAAGGCCAAGUUAUCAUCCAGAAGGGCUAUUUGAAGAGACCAAAGUAGCUGAGAAACCAAACCCAAUUACCCAACAAUGGCAUUCUAAUGGAAGGUGUCCUGAUGGCACUAUUCCCAUUAGAAGAACCAAACAUGAGGAUGUUUUGAGAGCAAGUUCGGUCAAAAGAUAUGGAAAAAAGAAGCAUAGAUCAACGCCCAUACCCCCCAGGUCUGCUGAGCCUGAUCUUAUCAACCAAAGUGGCCAUCAGCAUGCAAUAGCUUAUGUUGAAGGAGAUAAGUAUUAUGGAGCUAAAGCAACCAUGAAUGUGUGGGAGCCUAGCAUCCAACAGCCUAAUGAGUUUAGCUUAUCACAGCUUUGGAUAUUGGGAGGCUCUUUUGGUGAAGAUCUUAAUAGCAUUGAAGCUGGUUGGCAGGUUAGUCCUGAUCUCUAUGGCGACAACAACACUAGACUCUUCACGUACUGGACGAGCGAUGCUUAUCAAGCUACAGGCUGUUACAACCUUCUCUGCUCAGGCUUUAUUCAAAUCAACAGCGAUAUAGCAAUGGGAGCGAGCAUCUCUCCUGUCUCGGCGUACCGAAAUUCACAAUAUGAUAUCAGUAUACUUGUCUGGAAGGAUCCAAAUGAAGGGCAUUGGUGGAUGCAAUUUGGCAAUGGUUAUGUGAUGGGGUAUUGGCCUUCAUUCCUAUUCUCAUAUCUAGCAGACAGUGCCUCCAUGAUAGAGUGGGGAGGUGAAGUAGUAAACUCAGAGCCAAAUGGGCAGCACACUUCAACACAAAUGGGGAGUGGGCAUUUCCCAGAUGAAGGAUUUGGGAAGGCAAGCUAUUUUAGAAACAUUCAAGUUGUUGAUGGAUCAAACAAUCUGAAGCCCCCAAAAGGCAUUGGCACAUUCACAGAGCAGCCUGAUUGCUAUGAUGUUCAAACAGGCAGCAAUGGGGAUUGGGGUCAUUUCUUUUACUAUGGAGGACCUGGUAGGAACCCUAAUUGCCAAUGAAGCUGAAAUGACCAUUUUGCCCUCCUCCAACAAGGUUUUCUCUCACUGUAAACUACCUCUUUUAGGCUAGGUGUAGGGGCUAUAUAUGACAUUUUGUCACUUUUUUUUUUUUUUUUAAGAGGAAAAAAAAUUCCCUCCAUGUAAGUGGUGGGGGUAAGGGAAGUGGCCCAGGUUUCUUAAAAGCCUGAAAGAAACAUGGCCUCUUGUUUAUGACUUGAUGAUGAUAAUGGUGAAGUGUAUUUUAUUAGUUUGUUCACUAUACUCCUCUCUCUUGGAGUUGCUUUAUUAAUGAUGAAGAAUGGAUGGGUUUUUGAUUU